AUGACUGUUUCGCAGUCGAAAUGCGCUUUUAGUCGCGAUUCCUAUGCACAGGCAGUACGAACGAGUGCAUUCGCCGAUUUCCUGUCGGAUGACAGCGACAGUGAAGAUGAGGAUGAUGCACAUUCGCGUGCAACAUUUAGGAUGGAACAACAAACGGACGACUGGUUCUAUGCCGAUUCGUUGAAUAGUGAUGAAAAUAGUAGGAAUCCCAGCUUUCGUCUACCUCUUGGAAACCCAAAAGUUCUUGGUGAUGACAAGUCAAGUCGCUUGAAAUCAAAGGUGAUGAAACAGACCAUGGGUAGUUCUGACGUCAAUAAACUGGAACAACUUGCUCGAAAAAACAAGAGCAUAGGACGCAUUUCACUGACUUUAGGUGAUGGUGUUGGUGCAAAAGCUGCUGAUCGUGGUAUUGACCGUCACGGUCAAAGCUCGUUGGACUCUUUGUCCAGUCCACCGAGCUUUGACCCGGACGACGAUAGUUUUUUUGAUGAACCUCGACCCAGUUUCUCGGACGAGCAUAGUUUCAUAGGCGAAGACAGCUUUAUGACAAUUGACACGAGCUUUGUGUAUCGACCAAGUGUGCUAGAUGACGACAAAGUGGAAAGACAGAGCAAAGCGAGUGGAUCGAGCAAGAAUAGUUUUGUUGUUCGACCAUCUUUGCUGGACGCUUCAUUGUCACCUUCGAUUCUCAGCAUCUCCCAAGAAUCCGCUGCUGAUAAGACCGCUGCAAAGUUCCUCGAUGCGACGUGUGACUUGGAUGAUAGAAUACCAACGUCAGCAAACAAGGUUGUCGGCAAGACAUCAGGCCACACACUAAAGAGCGCAGCUAUUCAAGGUGAAGCAGGUUAUGUUAACGCAACUGUGGCGGCGAUCACGUCUUUGAGUGCAACCAAGCCUGUAUUGUCCCGACAGUCUAGUGCAGCGUCGUCAUCAAGUUCCUCGUACGAUGUAGUUUCACAGCGGCGGCCGAUGACAGCAACUCACGAGUCUUGGAGGAUUUCGUCGGUAGCCCUCAAUGAGAGCAAGCAUGCCUUCGAUGAAGAAUUAGAGCCUCUAGUUGGCUCACUACAGUCACCGUUAGCAUCCGCAGUACCUGCAGAAAGUGAGCAGCAAAAUUACCGUAUCACCAGCGCAUUUGAAGAACACAAUGCAGUGGCGUCUACAUCGCCCAGCUGCAUGUUAUUCUACAACCAACCGAGCUUCUUUGUCGACGAUAAUCAGCAGAGCUUUCCAUCUGUAGGCUCACCGUCAUUGGGCUCUCGGCCUUCAGGGGACUCUUUUGCAAAUGUUGCGAUUCUUGGGGAUGACGUUCAUGACCGGAAUGAAAGACGUAGCAGCGACCUGAUACCGCAGGAUGUUGACGAGUUUCCGUCUAACAGCGUCCCUGUUGUCUACCCGACCACAUGUGAUGCUCUCGACCAUAGCUACAGCAACCUUGUGAGGCCAGAUCGUAUUACCACUAAACCAGGGGAUCAUGACAGCAGCGCAAUCAUAAGUGUGAAUGGCACGAGUUUAGGAAGUUUCUCCUUAGCUUUGUCGGCGGCGUCCCAGAUCUCGGCGACAAGCGAUGAGCUUCCUUUCCUCUCGUUUAGCGUUGCCAAGCCUGCUAUCGCAACAGAAUUAACCAAGCAGCAAAAGCGACGGAAAGUAAUGGAGAAGCGUUCGUUUGUCACGGCAUUGGAGAAUUCAGGUCGACAAGAGGCUGGUUACGAAGCGGGGCAGAUAUUAUACAGGUCUAUCGCACUUCCCCGUGGUAGCGGCCUCAAAACGGGCAAGCCCUCAGAUUCUCUCUCUUCAGCGUACUCUACUGGUAAUUCCAAUUUCUCUUCAGCAGCGCUCCUGGCGGCUAUCAAAAUGCGAGACAUUCAUACGGAUGCACGGUCGGAAGAAACGGAAGCGAGUGAUGUGGCUAUCGGUACAUUACCUCAGCUGGUACUCCCACUCAAAGUUAUUCUCGCAUCUCGAAGCUCGUUCUCAUCGACAUCACUAGCGAAUACAGGUGUGGAGUCUGCCUCAUCGGUCUUAGCAGCGAGGACUCGUGCAUCUCUUGCAUCGUCGGCUAGUAGUGCUGAUCGUCUUGACUUCACUGGAGUUUACCGCGGCUCGAUAAACAGCUCAAAGUCUUCGAUUAACAAUGGUAGUCCGUCACGACCUGUUCGACCCGACAUGCGGACUGUGAGGUCUCAGCAAACGUCUUUAGGUGAACGCAAGGACGCGCUUCAAUUCGAGUGCUUGGGCGUGAAGUUGGAACGCUCUAGAAGUGAUGGCCGAUCAAUGCAGCGCGAAGCUCGGCAAAAAGUUAAGAAUUUCUUUCGAGAUACAUAUGAGAGAAGCGUGCUCGAUGAAGAAGAGGGGCAUCGUGUGACGAAUCGAAGAGCGCGCGCUUGCACAUCUCUGGCUCAAUACGUGGACAACGUUGUGGAGGGGCCUCAGAGUUUUGCUUCGCAUAACACCACGGUGGCCAAAGUUGUCGAUCUGAAGAAUUUGCGCAAUGGUGGCAAGCGGCUUGGGUGGCACUUGCAAUAUGACGCUGUUCCUCUGACACUUCAGCAAGAGGAGUCGACAAAGCGCAGGGCAAUGAACGUGACGAUCGAAACUACCAGCUCAGGCACAGGCACCACAGCGACACGAUCGAUGCCAUCCGACCACAUUCCUGUGCCUCGAAACUACGUGGUAAGCCCUCAGGCAACAGGUGCUCUCGAACCCAAAAUGUACGCAAAGGAAAAAGCGCAUGCGUCGCAAUCUAAAACCGCAGUAAACGUAAGUGGAGAUGAAGGCAGUGGGUUCUUCUCCGUACCAUCGGGUCCUGAAGGGAACGAUGUUUGCAGAUCUGGAGCGAUGCCAAGGCGACGGGCUGACAAUAGGAUGCCACAAAGACUCGCACCACCACGGCUUUCAGUAUGUGAAUCGCCAUCCCUUUCUUCGUCUCCCUUUGCGACAUCGUUCUCAACUUCUCAUGGGCUUGGUGAAAGUGGUGGUGCUGGAAGUGGAAGAUCCCCGGGGAACUCGCCAGUGGUUUUUGCUGCUACCUCAAGAGGAUUUCUGUGGAAGCCAACAAGCAGCUUUUACAAUUCAAACGCUGCAUCUAGCGAUUCACUCUUGGAUGGUUCACCUGUAAUAUCUCAGCGAUCCAAGCUAGUCGACCGCGUGCAGAAUCUAUCAGCGUCAGUGGCAAGCUCACUGCGGCGUUUCUUGUACAGUAAAGACUUUUGCAGGCAGAAUGGCAACGUGAACGUUACGUCACCGCGAUCCCGAGCCACUGAUCCAGCAGCACUUCCGCGGGCUUACAACCACAACGACUUUUACGAGAUUCCAUUCAAGGUGCCAGAUUUAAACAAACCUUUGCUGCAGCAGGAAAAGCAGCAGCUUGUGGAGAGUGACCGUAAUUGGAUUCGACAAUGGUUGAUCCUGGCGAUGUGUGCGGUGUUUGGGUUGUGUGCAGGAGCUAUUUUGGUGUAUGUUGGUGCACGCGAUGCUAGCAUCUUCAACCUGUCAGCUCCUGAAGUACAUGACCGUCAAGAGACCAAUGGAGAGUUGGUGUUUGCUGCUGGCGUGCGAUGGUUUUUGCUACCAGGACAUUUAUUUGAGCGAGUAUGGGGCGCAGUAGCAACCCCGUUACUGGUCUGCUACGUCGUGAACGCAAUUUCAGAUCUCGUGGGCUGUGCAGACAAAGAUAAGCUAGUUCUGAGCUUUCGUUCGAUUGGGUACGCGAUGAUGCUGGCAAUGUUAGCAACAGUCGAAGGAGUUUUGGCAAUGUGGAUGACGCACAAGUUUGGGUGGUUUAGAAAAAGUAGCAGCACAGCUAGGUCAGAGGCAUCAAUACUGUCUGAUGCUAUCGGUGUGACUCCAUUGCCUCAAGGAGCGAUGGGUCUAGUAUGCUCUGGCGAUGACGAGUACCUACGACGUCUGGAUCAUGACGUGUUUGCUUGCUCAAAUGCGUCGUUAUUGCUACCACUGUACAAGGACGUUAGCACGAACUCGACCGACAUCUCUGGCAGUGGACCAGGUGUGUUUGCAUUGCGAGAAGUUACUCGAGUGUUUGCGACACCAAAGUCAACAAAGGCGUACUAUCCGGUAUCACUAGGCACGGAAGGCAACGCAGCUGCUUCGCUGUUGUUAUCGCUAAGUCCUGACAAUUUAGCUGCACGGUACCGAGAGGUUGCAAGUGAUGGAAUUGUGCUUCUGGGUGGUCUCGUCGUGUUUGCCUUGUUUUUGGGAUAUGUCUGCGGAAAGCGGAUACUGCGACUACGGCGUGAUGCCCAAGCGGCGAUGUUUGAGUCGACGGAAAGGAAUGAUACAAAUACCGAGAAUCCACACAAGGCUCACCACUAUCUUGUGAGCCUCUUGGUGGAAUUGCAGCUUGCUCUGGAGUGGAUGGUUCGACCCAUGGAGCGAUAUCUGGCACCAGUAGGAUUUUUUUCGCUUAUGUUGGGGCACGUGGUGGCUCAUCAUCGGGAGUGGUAUUCAUUCACGUCUCCAAUGUCGUCGCUGAUUGCUGGUGUGAUAAUUAUAUUCAUCCUACAUGUCAUGCUGGUUCUACCGAUGGUACUCAAACAAUUUUCCAGCAGUGAUCUUCGAUUGCCUCUGAUGACAAAGACGAAAUCAUUUGUGCCGGCAAUUCUGUUUGCAUUCACAACUGACAAUGUAGUACUGUCGGCGCCAGUAACGAUGCAGUGCUACGCUCGUGCUCUCACAGUGACUCGCUCAGCCGCACAAGUGGCUACUGCAGUGACGGCAGCAUUUACUCGAAAUGCACGCGGAUUGUAUCUACCGCUUAUGCUGUUGUGGCUAUUAGAGACCUCAUCAUCUGAAAAGCUAGAGCUGAGUGUAUCCGACUACUUUUCUAUUGGAUUCUUGUCAAUGUUGAGCUGUUUCUGCGGUGGCAGUAGUCGCUUGACCCUGACAAUGGCACGCACUCUGUGGUCGAUUCGAUCGUCGAAUCCUGCAAGUGCAUUGCUUAUCACGAUGCCAUUGUUGGUCGUAUGUGACGUGGUGCUUUCACGGUUUGCCACUAUGGUGACUCUGAUGGACCAUUUUGUGCUCACGCACAUUGCAGCUCAGCACUGGGGGGAGACGGUUGUACACGGACCAACACAACCAAACCGACCCAACAAUAGUAGCGACUCGAGCGCCAGCCCGCUUCAUGACAGUCAAUGUCCUCGUCGUCUGUCCAGUGCAAUGUUGUCUUCGGUUUCCUUGUAA
Messenger RNA from Peronospora farinosa, 5202 nucleotides. The record is from the annotation of a GenBank genome assembly. Lineage: Eukaryota; Oomycota; Peronosporomycetes; Peronosporales; Peronosporaceae.